CCCAUUCUGUAGGGCUCCCUCUUCGAAGUAACCAACUAUUCUUCAAAGUUUUGAUCGCAGCAUUUUAAACUUAAAAGCUACUUAGGAGGGUCUGAAAACUUACUGAAAAUGGGAAACGAAGCUUCUUUGCCGGGUGAUAUGGUGACACAUUUUGAUGCAGACGAAAUAAGACGCCUCGGGAAGAGAUUUCGGAAGCUCGAUUUGGACAAAUCUGGUGCCCUUUCUGUUGACGAAUUUAUGUCACUACCUGAGUUACAGCAAAACCCUCUAGUCCAAAGAGUAAUCGAUAUCUUCGACACAGAUGGGAAUGGCGAAGUGGAUUUUAAAGAAUUCAUAGAAGGAGUUUCACAGUUCAGUGUAAAGGGAGACAAAGAAUCCAAGUUAAAAUUUGCCUUUAGGAUAUAUGAUAUGGAUAAUGAUGGUUUCAUAUCAAAUGGAGAACUCUUCCAAGUUCUUAAGAUGAUGGUAGGAAACAACCUCAAAGAGACUCAGCUACAACAAAUUGUGGAUAAGACUGUUAUAAAUGCUGACAAGGAUGGUGAUGGAAAAAUCUCUUUUAGUGAAUUUUGCGCCGUUGUUGGUAAUAUGGAUGUUCACAAGAAGAUGGUAGUCGAUGUCUAACAAGAUCUUAAUGAACCAAGUCUUUGAACUAUUUAUUAUUCUUAUUUCCACGAGGAGACAUUUUGUAAAAACAAACAAACAAUGAUAUUCUUGACCUCUAUCUCUUGUGGCUGCUGCUGCUGCAUGUUGGGAAAGCAUUGUUGCAGCGGUUGGUUGAUUCACGUGGCUACAUGAAGGAAUCAAUGAGGUGCUGUCCUUGCUAGAACAAAAGAUGCCAGCUAGAAGCAGAUGUGAAACGUAAAGAAAUAAGAAAAUAUACGACUAUAGUAUAUAUAUUAUACAGUAAGCAACUUGCCACUCACAAGAAUGUCUGUAAAAUGGAAGCAGUUAUUAUGGUUAGAAUUAGGGAAGACUUGGGUUUUGUUGAAUUUUAUUAACUUUGACUCUGAGCAUUCAUAUGUAGCAUUUUAUUGGAAAAAAAUGAGUAAAUAUGAUUGUCCCAUAACCCAGCAUGCAUGCACAAACACGUGGUUAUGUUUUACAAACUCUCUUAAUUUUUUGCUCCUCCUAAUGUUCGUCAAACUGACUGCCCAAAAUUAUUAAAAUGUAUUUCCUUUCAGCUUCCCAUUUUGCUUGUACUGUAGUCCUUAAACAUAAACAGCAUGCUCUUGUCUGCUUGCCUAGAUUUGUAGUUUUUUGAUCAAUAGACUCAUUCAGACACUGACAAAUACAACAGAACUAUGUCAAACUGAAAUUCAAACAAGACAAGGCACUAAGCUUCCAUAUCAUUCAGAAAUGCCAAGAAUUUUAGUUUAUUUUGACAAACUUACUGGGUGAAAAGUGAACUUCUUGUCAAGUGCUACCUUGAAAUACACAUAUAUCUGUAUCUCAAAGCGGUUUUUAAUUGAUUAAUACAGUUAAUUUUAGUUCAGCUUAGAUAUUAUCAUUGCCUUGUACAAUUCAUAAAAAAGGUUUUAUGAAAUUGAUGACUCUUUUUUCAUUAGCAAGUGAAUAUUCUAGGUGAAUACUGGACCCAAAUUUUCCUCUCAAUUUAAUAAAAGUAUACUUGGUUAAGAUCCCCUGUCAAAAAAUCCUUUUCAUGCCCUUAUGUCACAUUUACAAAUGCGUUCACUUUUGCUAGGUUUCUGUUCAGUAAUAGAUCACAGCUGACGUCAAAAUGUAGUUUAAAAAAACUGACACACAAGAUACAGCCAAGUGUGUCACUGAUGUACUUAGCACAUUUUGACUCCAAAUUUGAUAUAUUACUGUACAGAUUUACAGCAACCCCAAAUCAUAUUUGUUUGUGUGAUAAAAAAAAAACUAAACUAAAUGUUGUGGCAUCAUCUUUAUGUAUGUCCUCUGAUAGAUCAUAGGUAGGAAACAAAAUUAAUUAACUAAAUUAAAUCAAUUAACAUAUGAUCCAUUCCUAACAUUAUAGUAGUAAUUGAGACUGUCCUUCUGUGCCAUUUGUCAGAUUAUAUCAUUGGAAAUGGUUGUUAAUGCUUAUGGCUAAAUCAUUCAUUUUAGUUGCUGGCAUUUGCAAGCACAUCUGUGACAAAUUCAGUUGCCUUAAUGGUUCCUUUAAGAAACCAGGAUUUUGUUGUUGAAAAAGUGUAAUUUCUAUUUCUGUUUUCCUUUGUAUGCUUUGGCUGAAAGACAUCAAUUGAAUGUGGAAGAGAAGACCACUAAUUGACUUCGUUUAUUCUCUCUCUAUUUUCACACUGUUCAAAAUAAACCUUGUUCGUCCCAAAAUAUUUUGUCCUAAGCAAUCUUUUUGUUUAUCCUUGGGGAUUGUAGGUCCUGUAAGCAGAUAAAAUUAAAGCUUUAGAAAAACUUUUGGGGACAAAUAAAGUGUUUAAUGUUUAAAAACACUAAUAAAUUAAGCUGAAAAUGUUUAUAGUUGUGG
Messenger RNA from Pocillopora verrucosa, 2467 nucleotides. RefSeq names its product calcineurin subunit B type 1. NCBI's taxonomy places the organism in Eukaryota, Metazoa, Cnidaria, Anthozoa, Scleractinia, Pocilloporidae. Gene Ontology annotation, cellular component: calcineurin complex. Gene Ontology annotation, molecular function: calcium-dependent protein serine/threonine phosphatase regulator activity; phosphatase binding; calcium ion binding. The record is from RefSeq and is a predicted model, not a curated record. Gene Ontology annotation, biological process: calcineurin-mediated signaling; protein dephosphorylation.